Molecule: messenger RNA, 905 nt
Organism: Anoplophora glabripennis (Asian longhorned beetle)
Lineage: Eukaryota; Metazoa; Arthropoda; Insecta; Coleoptera; Cerambycidae
Product: THAP domain-containing protein 6-like
Exons: 3
Coding region: 196-702 (168 amino acids)
Molecular function (GO): sequence-specific DNA binding
Source: RefSeq, a predicted model, not a curated record
CUGUUGUUAACCUAUAUAUUUUGUACAUUGGCUUUGGAAUUCCUUGUCCUGUGUUCUAAAAUAGUUGUAUUGUGUGUUUCUGUUAUUUGAGAGACUUGUAGCACCUGAAUACAGGUUGAUUAUUGUGGCGUGGUGAUAAUUAUUAAGAAAAUAAUCUAUAAAUAUUUAUAAAAUAAUAUCGUCAGUGUUUUAAAAAUGCGUUGUUCCGUUUUUGGUUGUAUUUCAGACAACCAAGGCAAAACCUUUAAUAAGGACAUAAUGUUUUUCCGUUUUCCAAACGACGAAACAAUUUUGAAAAUUUGGAUUGAAGCUUGUGGUCGGAAAGACAUAUUUAACACCAAAAAUGCAAGGAUGUGUUCGAGGCAUUUUAAAACAACGGACUAUGCUCGUAAUUUGCGCGAGGAGUUGCUAAAUUAUAAAAACAAGAACCACCGAAUGAUCAGUAAAACAGCUGUACCUAGUCAAUAUUUGCCCAAUAUACCGGAAUCCAAUUCAGAUUCAAAAAAUUCAGUUGAAGGGUUGCAAAAUAAUCUUGGCAAUAACGAAGAUUUCAGGAUAAAGACCGAAUGUGAAGAUGUGGAGGAACUAAAGGCAAAAAUUGCGGAACUGGAGAAAUAUAAAGAAGCCAUGGAGAAAUUGUUUACACCAGAUGAAAUUAAAAAACUUUUAGCAAGUUCGGGUGGUUGCUCUACUGCGCACUAAAUAUGAACUAACAGUGUGGCAUCGCACCCUCUCAGUGUUAAUUAUUCCUGUUCGACUGAAAAGAAUCUGUAUGUGGGUAGAUCAGUUUUAUAUUCCAAGUGUUCACUUUUGCUCACUCAAAGAAUUUGAUAUACAUUACGACUUGCGUGAUAUUUAUUUAACAAAAAAAGUUUUUUAAAAUUGAUCAGUAAAAAGAAGAACAC